AACAAUAAGACGUCAGUUUAACUUUUGUAAGUAAGCGUGUCGACAAACUAUCAGAGUUUCGAGCAAGCUAUGGACGACCGGUGGAUUCUGCCGAUUCUGGCCGUCUUUGGGUUCGCUAUCACGCUCACACAAGGGGCAGUUCCUAGGAUUAUAGGGGGCAAUGAUGCCGGAGAGGAUGCGUGGCCAUGGCAGGUUCUUCUCCUACACAAAAAUAGGUUCAUGUGUGGCGGUACACUCCUAAACGCCGAUACCGUUCUGACAAUGGCCCAUUGCACCAAAAGAAUGAGGAGAAAGUUUUUCAGAGUUAAAGUUGGGGAAUAUGACAGAAAGAAAAACGAAAGAAGUACCAGAGGAGAAAUGAGGAUUAAAGUCAAGAAAAUAAUAAAGCAUCCUGAUUAUGAUAGAUAUUCAGGGAAAAACGACCUGUCGAUCUUGAAGCUAGAAAGAUGUGUCAAGUUCUGCAAAUACAUUCGUCCGAUACCCAAACUGGCAGACGACAGUGUGGACCCCACCAACAGAACCUGUUACGUCACUGGCUGGGGGGCCUACAACAGACAAAAACUGUUUCGUUAUGCGAGAAUUCUGCAAGAGCUUCAGACGUCAGUGAUAACAAAAGCUCAGUGCGAAGCCGGCAUCCAGGGCUCAUUUAAUGCAACUGAUGAUAUGAUGUGUACUAGCGUUGAUCCCAAAGGCGCUUGUUUUGGUGAUAGUGGUAGUCCUCUCCAAUGCCUUGUGAACCGGAAAUGGGUUCACGUAGGAUCUGUACUUGGAGGUAAUGCCGACUGUCGGGGACCAACCAUAUAUGCUAAGACGUCUUACCACAGGGACUGGAUCUUGAAAAACAUGAAGUGAACGUUUUCAUCAGUCAAUAACCAACAGGCAAGCCCUCGGCUGCAAUGGUAUCACGUAGGUCCUAUCACGAGCCAGCCUUUCCCAUGAUGCCGUGCAUUGUCUUUCCACUUAUUUAAAGAUGUCACAGUUGACGUAAAUUAACAUACAAUAUUUGGUUUGCUGAAAUAAACUGGUUAUAACCAAGCCUAACACUU
Molecule: messenger RNA, 1046 nt
Organism: Pecten maximus
Lineage: Eukaryota; Metazoa; Mollusca; Bivalvia; Pectinida; Pectinidae
Product: serine protease 27-like
Exons: 6
Coding region: 70-852 (260 amino acids)
Biological process (GO): proteolysis
Molecular function (GO): serine-type endopeptidase activity
Source: RefSeq, a predicted model, not a curated record